Schistosoma rodhaini is the source of this 2434-nucleotide messenger RNA. The record is from the annotation of a GenBank genome assembly. NCBI's taxonomy places the organism in Eukaryota, Metazoa, Platyhelminthes, Trematoda, Strigeidida, Schistosomatidae.
AUGUACGAAAUUCUUAAUUGCAUAGUUUAUUCCUUCUUGUUCAUAUCCGGUCUGUAUUUCGCCGGUGGAAAGUUUCCAAGAGACCAUCCAGAAACAAUCAAGAGAAGAGUUGUCUCCGUGUUUGUGACAGGGGCCAUUUCCAUGACUCAUGUACUGACGUACAUACGUUACUAUGAUCAUCCUCCGUUUCAGUUAUCUUCAUAUGAAUUUGGAAAACUAUUUAUUAGACUGGACGGCUUGUUAGAAGCAGUUAUUAUAUCUGUCAUACUUACUUUGGUCAUGUACUUUGGAGUUGUCUUGGAUGAUAUAUGUAGUGGAGAUAUGUUAGUCAUACUUGAUGUUCAAUACUGGAAAGAUCGUAUAUUUAACUGGAUAAGUUUGAGAAAUUUUGUAAUAGCUCCUUUGGCUGAAGAACUUAUCUUCCGUGCAUGUGUUACAUUUCAUCUACUUCCUUUGUUCUCAUCGUGUGUUAUGCUUUGUUUCGUUAGUUCAUUAUUUUUCUCUCUAGCCCAUUUUCAUCAUGUUUUUGAAUCAGUGAAAAGUGGUCAGGAUCUGCAAUCUGCAUUUAAAACUUCACUUUUCCAAGUGUUUUACACAACUUUAUUUGGGAUGUAUUCUGGAUUUCUGAUGCUGAGAACUGGUAAUAUUGCUUCAAGUAUUGUUACACACUCCUUGUGUAACUUCUUCGGCUUACCAGAUUUAAUAGGUGCCAUCGAAAGAGCGAAAUAUCGUUGGGGUUUCUCUGGUCAAAUUUUCGCUAUUGGAUCUCAUCUUUUGGGGUUAUUUUUAUGGGCGUAUUUGUUAUAUCAAAUAACUGAAACAAAAUGGUCCUCAUCAAACAACUGUCAUUGUAAUUGGUAUUGAGAAUUUCCAUAUCCCUAUGAAUUAUUAUUUAUAGUAUCAAUAGGACUGUUAAACUUUUUAACUCUUCAAUUCGACUGAAAACUCUUAUCUUCUAUAUAAUUAUUAAAUAUUUAUAUAAUCCCGGUAAACAUACCAAAUUACGGUUCAUCGAAGGUACAAAUGUAAUAGAAAUUAAAACAGAUUUUUUAAAAAUUUCAAGGCCUCAUCUCAUAUUCGCAAUUGUAUUUAAAUUGUGUGCUGCUAAGUAUUUACUUGUACGUCAUUAGUUUAUUUGUUGUUUUAGAUUGUAAAUGUGCACCCUUCUAAGAUUUGUUAUAAUUAUAAAGAUUUUCUGAUUUUUCUGUUUUCAGUAUACGACCUUAUACGUAUAUUUUAACAAUACGCAGGUCAAAUACUUGUAUAUUAAUUACUGUUGGUGUCUUAUAAACCACUUAACUGGAUUCCUCAGGUGCAACGUAGACAUAUACUCAGCUGGAUGAAUUCCAGUAAUUUUGUCUUGUCAACUGUAGGUUUUAUAAUUAGUUGUCCUCUUUUCUGUGGAUCCAGCCUAAAUAUCACUAAAUCCAGGUGUAAAUGUUUUGGCUAUUUCCUGUCACGGAUAAUUUUUUCAUUAUCGGCUAAUAAAUGAGAUUUAUAUGCUUUACACAGUCACAUGAACGUAGUUUGUGAUGGAAAUUUCUCAAUUGCUGUCAUACAAAUACAGGGUUCUUAUAUUACAUAUAUCACCAACAAUAUCAACCUUAAUUCUUUUUCCUACUUGUACAAAGACUGGUUCGCAGUUCGCUUAUGGUGAACUUUUGCUAAACUAUUCUUAGUAAAUUUCCAUGUUACAUUAUUUGUCUCAAUUCGUUAGCCUAAUAAUGACAUGCACUCAUAAUUCAUAUUUGCACUUAAAACUUUUAAAGUUGUUCUUUCCUUCUCUGAUACCAUUGAAAUACUACCUUAUUAAUUAAGUGCUCCGGUUUUCGACUACAUGCAAUGGAAAGCUGGGAAGCUAGGUCGGGAAGUCUUUGUGUCAUACGAUAUUCAUAUAUGUUUAAAAUGAGUACUUAGGAAUAUCUUUGGACACAGCCAGUCCAAUUUAUUUUUCAUAAACAUCAGGCUCCCUUAGUAUCUUUACACUUAUUCAGGAGCUCUUUUUAGUUUGGUCUCUCUGUUUCUGGACAGAAUUUGUUAUUGAGAAGAGUAAGUCAGAAUUUUAACAAUUCCGUACACUGGACAAUAGUAUGAACCCACAGUUUUGUUAGUUUCGCUGUUGAUUUUCAGACAAUUCUAGAUGUUUUCAUCAAACCUAAGGCACGUGUGUAUAUUUCUAGAACUUUCACAACCAAUCUUGAUUUAUACGUUAUUCUUUCUGCUAAGUGAUGUGUGUGCAUCAUGUGUCAAAUAUAUAGGUCAGUAAUAAUCCACUUGAUCGAAAGUGACUACAAUGAAUAGUUUCAGAAACCCUCUUACUGAGUUUUCCACAAGUGUAACCCAGAUUAGUCAGCUUACUGACUUAUAAGUUUUAGAUCUUCGUCCCACAAUUGCGUUUGUCUGCUUACACAUGAUAUUGGGGGCGCGUUUACUA